GCAGGGCGGGCGGCGCCCCGCUAUGGCCCUGGGUGCCGGCAGAAGCGGCGGCGGGAGGCAGCGGCGAACGGCGUGAGCGCGCCGGGGGCCGGCUGCGCUGCAUGGGGGCGGGGGCCCGGUCGCCAUGGAGGGCGUGCUGUACAAGUGGACCAACUACCUGAGCGGCUGGCAGCCUCGUUGGUUUCUUCUCUGUGGUGGUAUCUUGUCCUACUAUGAUUCUCAGGAAGAUGCCUGGAAGGGUUGCAAAGGAAGCAUCCAAAUGGCUGUGUGUGAAAUUCAAGUUCAUCCUGCAGAUAACACACGAAUGGACCUGAUCAUCCCAGGGGAACAGUACUUCUAUCUGAAAGCAAGAAAUGCAGUUGAGAGGCAAAAGUGGCUGGUUGCACUAGGAACGGCGAAAGCCUGUCUGACAGACAGCAGGACACAAAAGGAAAAAGAGUUCACUGAAAACACAGAAGCCUUGAAGACUAAAAUGUCUGAACUUAGACUAUACUGUAACCUUCUUGUUCAGCAAGUGCAUAAAACUAAGGAAGCCAGCAUUUCUGCUGUAUCAGAACCAGAGAGUGGGAUUGAUGUGGGAGCUCUGUUGAAAUCAACAUGUGACACCUUCCUGAAGACUCUUGAAGAAUGUAUGCAGAUUGCAAAUACUGCCUUUACUUCUGAGUUAUUACAUCAGACCCCUCCAGGAUCCCCACAUUUAGCAGUUCUCAGAACAAACAGGAUAAAACACUCAGUCUUGUCCAGUCACACCUCAACAGAAAGACAGAUGGAAUUGAACCCCUGUGAAAACGGCUCUGUAAAAGCAGAAAUUAACCAGCAAGAGCAAACCUUUAUAAAAAGUCUAGCAUGUUUAAACUUGGAAACAAAUGACGGGAGCAGUGUUGUUUCUGUUGAGGAUCAUAUUGCAGAAGAUUCGGCAGGCAUGAAGGAAGAUGGAGAGAACAAGCUGCAAGCUGUAGAAAACCUUGAUGCCCAGAAGUUGCUGCAGUCAGAAACAAAUUCUUUAAGUGGAUUGACUCUGUGUGAGGAAGAUGAGAAUGAAAAUGGGUUUCCUACUUUCUUCAGUGUCAUGAGCAAUAGGUUCAGUGAUAUUGAACUUCAGGAGGAAGAGGGCAUACCAACAGAAGAGUUUCUGGAGUCAUGUUAUGCAAUUGUGCCCGUUCUGGAUAAGUUGGGACCAACUGUUUUUGCUCCUGUUAAAAUGGAUUUUGUAGGUAACAUCAAGAAAAUAAAUCAGAAAUUUAUAACCAACAAAGAAGAGUUUGAUACCCUGCAGAAGAUAGUACUGCAUGAAGUCAGUGCAGGUGUAGCUCAAGUUAGAAAUUCUGCUACAGAGGCACUCCUAUGGCUGAAAAGAGGCUUAAAGUUCUUGAAAGGGUUUUUGACAGAAGUGAAGAAUGGAGAAAAGAAUAUCCAAACAGCUCUGAACAAUGCUUAUGGAAAGACAUUACGGCAGCACCAUGGUUGGGUUGUCCGUGGGGUGUUUGCGUUAGCUUUAAGGGCAGCUCCAACGUACGAAGACUUCGUAGCAGCUCUGUCUGUAGAAGACUGUGAUCCUCAGGAGGAAACAUUUUACAAAGCAAUGCAGAGGGACCUCAACAUUUACUUACCAGCCAUGGAAAAGCAGCUAAAUAUCUUGGACACUCUCUAUGAAGUACAUGGUUUGGAGUCAGAUGAGGUGGUAUGACUACAGUAAGACAGCAUCUUAAAACUUCAGGGACUGUGUCUGUUAACAAAGAUUUUUUUGAAUAUCAUUUCUGUUCACUGUAGCUUUUCAGGUGGGAGAGGUGUGAGUGUUUGGGGGGAAGGGUAUGUAUGGUUUUUAUUUCUUGUUGUGCUUGUUUUGUGUUUAAAUGCAGAGGUACAGUUUCUUUUUGGGCUAUAACUGUGUCUGUAAUGAAUGUUUUGGACUGUUCCUCACUUGCCUCACUCCCUGUUCCCUUCACCUUGUAAAAGUAAUGGAGCAGAAUUUGCCCUUUGCUUCCACACUUUGUGUGGGAGCUGCGCAUGCAGCAGAGCUGUCAUGAUAUCCACAUGGAACCAAGCAGGCACUGCUGGCUCGGACUCUCUCCUGCCCUGUUCUGCCCACUCUAGUGAACCUUAUUGUAGCAGAAGAGAGGGUGGUUAAAUGCCAGCUUAACAGGUAUGCAGUGAGUUUUUACCUUAUUUUGGGUUGAAUCUUUUUUUUAAUUGUUUUUUUUGUUUUGUUAUGUUUGGGUUUUUUUUUGUUGCUUUUUUUUUGUUUGUUUUGUUAGUGCAGCAUCUCUAAAAGUGUUAGAGAUCUUCACCAUGAGCACAUGUAGCUGGUGAUCUGAGCUUCCACAGGGAACCAGCCUUGGAAACUAGCCAUUGUGUUCUGUCCCAGCUACUUGUUUUGUACCACAUUUUCCCUUCCGGCUCCUGACAGUGAGCCAAAUCUAAAGGAAAUUUUCCUUAGUGCCCUCCACAGCAAGAUGCUCCUGCCCGUAUUGCUUGAGAUGAGCGUGCUGCAACAUAUAUUGUGGUGCAGGAAGGAAAAGUGUGUGCAUGGCAAGAGAAGGGAAGGCUGUGAGCAUGGAGUGCCAUUCUGUCUGCACUGGUACCACUGUUGUUCCCUCUGCCCUGUAUUAUUGAAAGUGGGCAUGAAAUAGCAAAGCCUAGGGGAAGCUAGAAUUUAUCACCGAGUUGUUGUACAUUAUGCCAUUUGCAGACUUAAAAAUCUAAAAUUAUGCAGAAGUGGCUAGGAAGUAAGAAGGUAAAAUUUGCUCUUUUCUUCCUUUACAGAUAAAAAAGUGCACCUAGUUGCUGUUAGAAGUGAUAAAGAAAUCCUUCUAGAUAGUUUGUUAUACAUAAAUGAGUAAGGACAAAAUUCCUGCUUGUGUUGAAGAUUAGAACACUAUGAGUUACUUACUGCCAGUUCAAGGUAUAAGUGGGUUUCUCAGUAGUGACACAGGGCUUUGGAUGGCUUUGGAUAGCUUUGUCCAAAGAGCUGAGUAUAACUCAUGGGCAAAUAAGACUAAUGCUCAUGAGGUUCCUAAACUUUGGUAAAUCCUCGUACAAUUUGUCAUCACCAUACUCACAGGAUAAAUACUGGCUUUUGCUAGGCUAAAAAGCACAUUCUGACUAAAAUGAAUGUACUGCAGGCCUGCUGCAUCAUUCUGAGAAAGCAGUCUCUGCAUACGUAAUACUUGAUCUUUUCUCAGGAGCCUAGCACUGCAGGCUUUAAGAAAAGUAUAUGGUGAGUGAAGAAAACACCAAAUGACACACUUGAUGAGUAAAGCAAGAUACUAGAACUGUAAUUGGGCAUUUAAGUAGUAUGACUUUCUUGUUCCUGUCACCUUCUCUGAACUGUGACUAUCUAUAGUCCCUACGUGCACCAGGAUAGAAUCAAAAGUAUAUAGGGUCUUUAGUUCUUGGAGUUUUCUUGUUUUAAUUAGUAUAUAUUUGUUUGAAUAUGAAGUCAAAACUUUUGACCAAAGCUCAAUUCAAUGAUUUCAGUACUUGCAGUGCUAAAAAUGAAGCAGAGAGCCUUUGAGAUAUGACUGUCUGCUUCUUCAAAGUGUGAAUGCAAAAAAAAACCCAACAAAAAACAGCAGAACAACCAGCUCUCCAUCCCCUGUGGUUUCCUCAAUCUUUUCCGCUAUUAUGUGGGAAACUUUUCUGUGACAGGUCUUAAUGCUGUGAUUAGGUAAUGGAGACCACAUCGCCGCAGAAUAGCAGGAGUGUGUGGGGAGGGCAGGAAGAGAUCAGUCUUCUCUAAAAAUUGAUAGUGAAAUCAUGAUGAAAAUUGACUUCUCUUUUUUUAACUGUAAGCUUUUUCAGUAGCAGCAAAACAGAUCUAGCACUUAAAGGCUUGGGCAUUUUUUGCUUUUGUUUCAUUUGUUCUGUUUUGUUUUUUCAGCUAGUGGGAGAACCGCUGGCUUGUUAGUAGCUUGCCAAGCCAAGUAUUUGAUACUAGAAGUAAAGAAGGUUUAUUUCUUAAGCAAGGAACUGAACAGCUUCACUGGGCCACUAGCUUCAGCAAUUACCAACUUUUACAGUUCUUCUUUCUUCCAACAAUAGGAAGUGAUCUGCAGUGCAUAUUGUGUAAUUAGCAUGGCAUCCACCCUCAGAGCAGGCUUUCUUGCCUUGCUCUUCUGUGUAAAGUUGGUCUUUCUAAACUGUGGAAUUGGUGCUUGGGAACAUUCUGUGAAGAUGGUGGCUUCAGGAGAUGCCAGUGUCCGGGUUGUUUAAUAGGGGACUUUUAGAGAUGGAAUUGAGCAAGGUCACCUUGCUUUCAAAACCUGUGCUGCUUCUUGCACUGUUCUUGCAGGAUGUUGAGCGCUUUUAAGACUUAAGGAUGCUAUCUUUUCAAACUACCACUGAGAAAUGCUGCAGCAUGUUGCACAGCUGAACUCCGAGUUAUACCUCUAAGGAUGCAAUAGACCAGAUGAUUACACAUAAACAAAUACACAGCUAGAUGACAAUUUCUUUUCUGGCAAGCAUAGAAGAUGGUUCUUAGUAAUUGUAGAGGACAAGCAACUAACUUUGGCCCUCAAAUUUAGAAAUGGAGAAGAGGUAGGUGGUUUUUGCUAGAUUUAUUUGGCUCGUUGAUUAGUGAUGAUGGGUUGGGUUUCCUUGUCUUUGUUCAGUGGCUGACAUUUAUAAACAACUGACCUGUAUACAGAUAGCAGUCUUUGUGACUCAGAUAACAGCACCCUUGCUCUGUAUACUCUACAUGAACUGCUUUAAUUUCUUAAACUGCACUAGUCUGAAGUUUUUGUGUCCUUUUCCUUUAGAAGUGUUUUCAGCUGUUUUCUUCAGUGUCCAACAGUUGCAUAUUCUCAGGGAUAUUACUUAGCCAUGGCAAAAUAAGAGUAAUCACAGCCUUACCCUAGGAGAGUCAGACUGCUUUUUGAGCUGGGUAUAGAAUUCUGAUACAGCUCAUGACACAAAGUCUGUCCAUCGCACAUCCUUGCUGAGACUUGGUAAAUCCCAAAGCAAUCUGAAAAAAAGUGCUAUCUCGUGCUGUAUAAUGGCUGUCAGCAUAUUUUAGUAGAGAUCCUACACACAUCUUUGUAAUACAGUGCUGUUGGCAUUAGGGCAGAGCUCCUAAGUGGUUUCAGUCGAGUUCUGCGUAGCACUGGCAGGCUUUUAUUUAUUUUAUUUAUUAUGUAUUUCUUUUUAAAGCAAACUGUGUUUUGGAGCCCCCUCUGCUAUUUUAAGACACCACACUCAGUUGCAUACUGAAGUUCUCUGACAUUACAGUUGUGGAGUCUGAAUUGCAUACUCAAGUGCUUUAGCACUAAGGUCUCAUUGAAACAUUUUGUCUUGGUACUGUUGUAAUAUGAGUCUCCCUUCAACAAAUGCGCUUAAAGCUAAGGACUGCAUACCUUCACUGAAAGACCUUUUGUAAAGCAUCAUCAGGAUUUAGGUUGCAGUCAUUUGCUUUAAAAAUGUAUCACAGAUUGAACAUUGUCACUUGCUCGGCUGCCCACAUAGAAGUAUGCCCAAAAUGUGCUCCAGUUGUUUGUGGUGUGCUUUGGCAAAGAGACGUGGACUAUAGAGAAUGGUAUUACCUGUGUGCUUACACUGGAGCCCCUCACCAUCUCUUUUUAUCAUUGAUUCAGCUUUUGUGAAAAGCUUUAAAGACCCCUCAAUUUUAGAUACCAAAAAAGAUCAUUAGCACACUCCCACCUUUCUAUCUUUCCUCUUCCCCACUUGUUUCCCACUCCUUCCCUUCCUCCCAUUUGUCACCUUCUUUGUUGUCAGAGCUGUUGCCGUCCAGCCAAAGCAUCUCCGUAGCAGUGUGAAGUAGGAGGUUUUAUAAGUCGUUAAAUGGGAAACUGAAAAGCAGGUCUGAGUUUUGUGGCAAGGACAGAGUUGGAUGGAGAAUGUGCUGCUUUUCUUUGAAGCUUUGCCCUGGCUUGAGAUACUCUGCUAGGACAACCAUGCCGAUUUCAUUGAUUGAAUUUAAAUCAGGACAUUUCAAAAUUGGCAGCUCUACCUCUUAGGAGUGAAAGCAUGGUGUUUUGUAUUUUUAAUGGGCUUAUUUCUCCUCUCUUUGCGUGCAUAGUACCGGUAACAAAACAGAGAGGAGGGGGGAACUCAUGACUGAAUUCCUACCUUUUUGCUGCCUUCAGUAGCCCCUUGGUGAGCAAACCCUGCACACUUUGAUGUCCUGCAUGCUCUGGUAUGAAAUCACCCAUGUGCAGUGGGGAGACUGGAGCACGCACUCCGCAAACCCAUUCAGGAGCUCAUCCUACUCAGUUCACACAAGGAUUUAGGCACUUGCUUUGAAGUUUGAGCACAGGCAUAUGUUUCACUGACGGACUUCUUACAUUGGCAUGCAUUUCUUCAAAAUGUGGCCGUUCACUGGCAUUUGUUAAUAUCCCUUUCUUGGUAUAGUAUUCUGUGUGUGUGCACCCCCAUACUCUGGAUGUCUAAAGACUUUUUUUUAACUUUGUAUUGAGAAGGAAUCAGGAUAUGGAAACAAGGAAGUUUCACAUUUGUUUACUUUAUUGUGCACUGCAGCUUUUAGGGAUCCCAAAUAUAUUAUUUGAUUCCUUCAUUUAAAGCCACCUUGAAAGUUGGUGAUUUUUGUCUACUUGAAACAAAACAAACAAAUUACAUUCUGGAAUAUGGUGACUGAACUGAAAACCAAAGCAGCUUGCUUUUGUAGUUUCCAUUUCUAUUUUCUUGCAUUUUUCAAUCCAGUUUUGGGCAUUCAUUUUAUUAACGAUAAGCUGAGCUUACAGUGAGCCUUAUUGAGGUAUAAGAUGAAGAGAAGGUAUAUUGCCUCACAGUUUAAUUCUAAGGGCUUGUUCAUGCCCCAGAAAUCACCUCCACCAGCGUAAGCAUUGCACAGAUUGUGCUGUCAUAAGCAGUUCAAUCUUGAAAUUUUGGAGUUUCCAAUCUGCGUCAUCUCUCACAUGAUACAGCAUCUGUCUUUUUGUUGUUUUUUUUUUUUGAGUAUUGUUAAGACUUCUGCCAGACUUUUUUAUUAUUUCAUUGUAAUAAACUUAUUUUAAAUAAGCAUGUUUUAAAAUCUCACUUCUUCCUUGCAUGGAUUUGUUUUUUUUUUACUACAACAGAGGGCCUAAAGUGCUCUUCAGGACUGCAUCUGUUCUAGAUACUGUGUGAACAGUCAAAAAGAGUAUGUUUCUGGUUGAUAGAAACUGCCUGUAUGUAUCUUUGUAUGAAGAAUGUUCACACACAUGGAGCCUGUUUUGAUUACGAGAAUAAAAGCUGCAUCGGCAAUAUAGCUGUGGGUCCUUGGCUAAUGUAAAUAGCUGAAGGCUGUGGUUAAGAAACCAGCCUGGCACCAUCAGAGGAUAUGUAUGUAACAACUAGAGGUAAGGAUGACCUUCUGCCUGGACUUGAAUUUGUUCUGUAGGAAUACCUCAAGGUUUUCAAAUUUCUGGGGUCGUCUUGAGAUGAGAUGAAGACAAGGGCCUUUUAUGUACUGUAGAUAUGUAACUUGUUUCUUUCAUUCCCUUUUCUCUCUCUGUAUAAACAGAGAGGACACAAGAGCAGAACUAUCUGUCACGUCUGAUUGUCCUUCCGUAGCCCUGUCUGUCCAGCAUCAGUGCACAUGUGAGUGAAUGGAAAUCACAUGCACAAAAAGCUCACAGGCAAGCAUUUCUCCACAGUUUCUUUCGGUUAAAAUAAGCAAAUCUGUUGCCACUACAGGAUCCCAUAUGCAGAAAGAGCUCCAGCUAAAGCUUUGACAGAAUUCGUCAUGUUCAUAAGUAAAGGUCAUGGGCUUUCUUGUCUCUGCAGGAAUCCAGAUCUGUGGCUCCAAAUAUGAAGUGAUGGUGUGCUGAAUGUAUUGGACUUGUAGGAACACACAGGUGCUGCUGUUUAAAUAGGAAGCUUAAAGAAGACAUAUCAGCAGUGACCAGAAGAUAGUGGAAUAGUCUCCUACCAGAGAGAAAAACAGUAAAAAACUAUCUGAAUUUGAGGAAAGAACAGCAAUGCAAGCUCACAGCACUGAAGUUGUGACCAGUGCUGCCAGUGUGAAACUUCUACCGAGUUGUUUUCUUUUGGAAACCCCACUGCAGUGGAGAAGUGUGGGACUGACAUGCAAUCAUGUUGGCCCACAGGCAAGGCAGAGCUGCUGAAAUGCAGCGUAAGGGUCUGUAAUGCUGUGAUACAAUCAAUCACGACAGAGCACAGGUUUUCAAUACAAGUUCAAUGUGUUUGCACAAAGCUGUUCUCUGAAUCAGAGCCUCAAGGAGGAAAGUUUUAUUCCAGUCAUUAGUGAAACAAAGCCUGUGUGUGUCUGUCUAGAAGUUUAGUCAACAAAAUUACUGUGUAUUUUUUCUUAUAUGUCAGUACAUUGACCCAAAUAUAUCUUGACAGAAGGCCUGUUAAAUUACUGUCCCUACAGGAAUUUACAAACAUUUUUUACUUAUUUUACAUUUUUAAACAUUAAUUAACAAACAUUUAUCCAUUUUCUUUUUGGUCUAAAACAGAUUUGAGUUUCUUGUGUGUUGACAAGGGGAGAAAAAAUCCAUCAGCCUUAGAAAGCUUCCAGCUUUCCUUUUCUGUCUGUGGUGGAACAGUGGCCAGAGAAGCUGUGGAUGUCCUGUCCCUGAGGGCACUCAAGGCCAGGUUGGAUGGGGCCCUUGGCAGCCUGAGCUGGUGAGUGGCAGCACUGCCCCUAGCAGGGGUUGGAACUGAGCGGGCUUUAAUAUCCCUUCCUACCCAAGCUGUUCUAUGGCAGCACAGGCUCGACCCCUGACUUUGCACAUUAGGGAAGAAGGCUUUUCCAGGUUUCAUUGCAUUUUUGCACCCCCCUAACCUUCACCUUCUACUAGCCCGUAUUUGCCAUUUCUGGUUUCAAGGUUUGGUAAAAUUCUUCCAAAGAUCAUUCGCUAUUUAACCACCACUAGAGCAAGGGGUGACCAUUGAUACCAAUACUUUGCCUGCAGCAGGAGGAGCUGAAAUUGGUGAUCCUUGCAUCCUUCCAGAGCCAUCAGCCAACAAGACAUGGAGUCAAAGAGUCAUGACCUGACACCCUCCUGCUCCAGUAAUGGCUUUCUGCCAAAAUAAUUUCCAAUUAAUUUAGCAUCUGUUUCCAGCAUUGGUAUCGUCAGCUCAUCUGUAGCCUACAGAGACAGGCGUGCCUCUCAUAGUUUCCUAUAGGUCACACUUUUCCACUUGCCUUCUUGCUUGGCAGCUGGUACCAGGCGCGAGGGAGCCCUGUGCCUUCAGCACCACCUGAAACUCGAACCUCAGCUCAGGGAUUCAGUGCUGGCCAACAUGCUGCAUCCCACACUGUGUGAUGAGUACGUUGCCCAGAGCUACAGAACAGAAGGCUUUGUGUGGGCAACAAAACGUUCAUGCGGCAGGGUGGUAAGGGGCCUUGUCCCCUUGGGGACAGCUGAGCUUCCAAUCACCUAUUGACUCCUGCCAUUUCACUACUGAUUUUCCUCAAUUUAAUUCAAUGCUUAAUCUUUUAAAGAUUCAUGUUCUCUCCUUAAAUAGACAUAAUGCUGUUGAUGUGUAAAUAGCCACUGCUGGGUUUGCCCACUUCAUGCUUUAUUGGUCACCUUGGGCAGGAGUCUCCAAACAGCCCCAUAGUGAAAGAUGGGGACAACCCUGGCUGUUGUGAAGAAUCUGGGACAGCUUCUUCUCAGCCAGCCAAAAAGCUUCUCCAUCUGGUGUGUUGUUUUCUUACACUGAUCUACUUGAAGCUGGCACAUCCAAGCUACUGCUCCUUCUGAAAGGCAUUUGCUGCUACAAAAGGCCGAGGAACUGAAGUACCUCAAUCCACUUUUGAGCCACAGUUGGCACAAUGCAUUAGGAAACUCACGGAAGGAGGGAAGAUAAAUCAUAGCAUUCCAGGCACCAUCCAGCUGAUGAAUCCUCAAUUAAUAAUAGAUACGUCUGAAUUAAGGAGGAAGGUAUUUGCAGUCUUUUAUAACAUGAAUACUUAACACCUCCUCAAAUGUUUUUUAUGAUGGUUUACACAAGAUGAUAAUGGCAGUAAGAAACUUGUUCCAUGACUUUUUUUUCCCUUCCAACUUGCACUUCUUUUUGUUAAGAUAUUGAACUUUUUGUGCUGUAUUAAUACAGUCCUUCUGAAAUCCACGCUUCAUUUUCUGACCAGGCUGAUGCUGUACUUCUUCUCUACGUGCAGCACACUACAAUUUGACGUGUGAGAUCAUGACUUGUUUUUCUUUUCCUGCCCUUGGUGCACUUUGGCUUUAUCAUGUCCUUUGGAGGUAGGAGCUUUUAAAAACAACAGGACUUAAAGCUGAAAGCGAAAGGCCACUGAGACUUCCAAACUUCUCAAGGACUCCAGCCUUACGGGGUCUGCAAGUGGAGAUGGACUCCUUGAAGAAAGUGCUGGAUCCCACCAGCUGAAACCCAUUCCUUUGCACCAGUAUGGGAUGUUACAAGGCAGCUACCCUAGCGCAAAGAAUUCCAGAGCUUAUGGCAAGUUCCUCACCCCUUUGGUUCUUUGACCUUUUAUUAAGACCUCUGUUUAAAUAAAAAAUAAUAACAAUAAUAAGGCAAUGAGAAGAAAGGCUUUGAACUGUUGAAACAGGCUACAGCUGUUGGUGGUUGAGCUUCACAGCACAAGCAGCCCAGGUAAGCAAUAGCAGUAAAAUACAUUAAUUUUAUUUAGCUUUUAAUUGACGAUUUCCAGUAUCACUUUGGACAUGCAGAGCUAAAGUCUCCUAUACAAGUGGUAGAAGUUGCAUAUAUUCCUGCUUGCUUUAAUGCAUUAUCCACCCUUUAUUCAACCUUUAAGAGGUAACCAAGUGCAGCUGCUGUGGUUCUCCUAUUGUGACAAGCAACUCACACACUUGAAACAUUCAAGUACAGCAUUUACAGCAAAGCAGCAAAGAGUGGCCUGCAUGAAAAAAAAAUCACACCUUGGUUUGAGCUCUUAGUCCUGAACUCCACACAUCUUUGUACCAUUUUCUUCUGUUAUGAACUCUUUUGUAUAUACAGUAUUAAAUAUGCUUCCCCUAUGAAAUCUGUUCUUGAAUGCGUGCUAAUAAAUAAGUAGGUAAUUACCCUGACUCCUAUCAGAGCUAGCAGAAUUGACCAAACGUCCUGAAAAGCAGAGAUAUACGUACAUCAUACAGCAUGAAUGAGCACCCACAAGCACAUUAGGCCAGGAUUGGUGUCACAGGGAUACAAAAGUGAGGCGGCACAUUGCAGCAUGCUCCAAGCACAACAGGAGCAGGAGAGCAGGCCAGAGGAGUCGGUACACAGGAUGGGUACAGCCAUCGUGGAAGGAUGGAGUCUGGGUAGACCAUGAGAGAAGAACAAGGCCUUCCAGCACCAUGACCAGAGUGCAGGCCUGGCUGCAUUGAGGUUCCAGGUGGGCAGCCUUGCUGACCCAGCACUUCCGCAGUCCUGUUGGGCUCACACAGAAUGCAGCUGGCUUGGCAAAGGCGAAAAGUGAAAUCAGCUCAUCCUGCAUCUUUGCUCCCAGCCUGAUGUCCUCCUUGGAGUGAGAGCACCUUGGCUGCAUCACCAUUUGGUUGUCCCCUUUGGCCUUCGUGGCCUGUGGCCUGGUGUGAUAGCCAACCAUUUUCCUGGAGUUUUUUUUUUUGCCUCAUCUGCUGAUCCUUAAAGCAUUUGCAGGAAGGUCUCUGCUCCUCUGAGCCACAAAGGUGUGCAGCUAAUCACAAUGCUGCUGAAGCCACCAUCACACCCCCCUGGAGACAACAUGAAGGAAGUUCACAUUGUAAUAAAAGAGAAAGUCUCCAUAAACACUGUGUCCAACACAUGCUUUGUGUUUAUGCUGAAAAAGCUGAAAAACAAAAACCCUGAAGAACUUAAUUUAGGCUGAACAGUGCUAAGCCGAGGUAACGUUGUCUUGUACACAGUAUUCCUGGUUAGUGGCAUUUGGUUUCCUGUAGCAUUUGUGACAGAGAAGUCCCCACACACAGCCCACGAGUCUUACUGGCAAACACUGUUUAUCUAUUAAGACAGGAUACAGUGGUCCUAGUUUUUCAGAAUCUGGCUUAAUUAAUUAAAAAAAAAAAAAAAAAGACAAACAUCUCAAAAUGGCCAUCAGAAGCACGAAGUCUGUUUGUUUUCACAGAGAUGGCUUUUUUCUUUUUUCUUCUUUUUUUUUUUUUUCUU
Molecule: messenger RNA, 12072 nt
Organism: Lagopus muta (rock ptarmigan)
Lineage: Eukaryota; Metazoa; Chordata; Aves; Galliformes; Phasianidae
Gene: PLEKHA8
Product: pleckstrin homology domain containing A8
Exons: 15
Coding region: 125-1687 (520 amino acids)
Biological process (GO): intermembrane lipid transfer; ceramide transport
Cellular component (GO): membrane; cytoplasm; cytosol
Molecular function (GO): ceramide 1-phosphate transfer activity; ceramide 1-phosphate binding
Source: RefSeq, a predicted model, not a curated record